This is a messenger RNA of Chlamydomonas reinhardtii, 4617 nucleotides long. RefSeq lists its product as uncharacterized. The transcript has 7 exons. Gene Ontology annotation, cellular component: nucleolar ribonuclease P complex; ribonuclease MRP complex. Lineage: Eukaryota; Viridiplantae; Chlorophyta; Chlorophyceae; Chlamydomonadales; Chlamydomonadaceae. Gene Ontology annotation, biological process: tRNA 5'-leader removal. The coding region runs from base 130 to 4287 and encodes 1385 amino acids. The record is from RefSeq and is a predicted model, not a curated record.
ACUCUGAAACUGAUUGUGAAGCCGAAUUAAUGCUUGCGCAAGCGCAUACAUUGCAUGCGACAUGUCUGCUCAAUUGCAAUGAAUUAAGCAUUCCAACGUAGCUAGGCGCAGCAUAUUGCGACCCGCACUAUGACGGCUGAGACGCCGCGCGUUUUGGAUGUGCGCGACUUUGCGCAGGCCAGGGAGACUGAGCUUCGAUACCUGCUACAGGCUGUGCGGAGCGAUGUGGGCGAGGCGCGUUUCGGUGCAGCGCUGCUGCCGCGCCACCUCCGCAGGCGGGCCACCAGCCACCGGCGCUUCGUGGUGCGGCGCCGACCCAACCUGAGGCUCGCGGCGCUGUUUGCCGGUGGUGCCGGUGGCGGCGGCGGCGGCGGCGGCGGUGGGGGCCAUGGGGGCGGCGGCGCCAUCAGUAAUAAAACCACAACCGCGGCGGCGGCAGCUGCAGGCGUGGGCGGCGCGGGCGGCGGCGGGCUGGCACGGAGAGUGCGAGCGCGCACCAAUGGUGGCGAUGUGGCGGCGGCGGCGGCAGGCGGCACGCAGGCGGGUCGGCCCACCAACCGGGCGAUGCGGCGGCGGCCUGCGCGGCUGCAGCAGCAGGUGGAGGCCAGCUGCGCAGUGGACCUGGCACCGUCAGAGCUUCGACACACGACACACGACAACAGCAGCAGUGGCGGCGGCUGCACCAGUAGCAGCAGUGUCGGCUGCGCUGCAGCAGCAGCAGAAGCUACAGCCGCCACCCCGCCGCCGCGGCGGCUGGAGAGUCAUGUGUGGCAUGCGCGGCGCAUGGCGAUGGAGACGCGCUGGGACCACGUGUUGGCCUCCCACGCCGUCGGCCGCGGCCGCGGCAGCCGCUCCCUGCUCGCCCAGCUGCGUGGCAGUAGCAGCCCCAGCCCCGGUCCCAGCGGCAGUAGCAUUCCCAAUGCCAGUAGCGGCAGCAGCAGCUCCGGCGGGCUGCUGCUGCAUGACGCCAGCUACUGCGGCUGCGUGCAGCUGAGUGGGCACCAGAGGCGGCUGGCAGAGCUGCUGCGGCGGGUGUGCGACCCCACCCACCUGGACUCCCAACUCAACCGGGCAGAGGUGAUCAGCGGGGCCGCCGAGUGGGGCUGUGUCAUACACACACCCGGCGCCUUCCCCGCGGGAGCGCUGGCGCCCGCACGCGCUCUGUGGCUGUCAGACUACAGCGGCGCCGGCGGCAGUAGUGGUAGCAGCAGCAGCGGUGGCAGCAGCGGCAGCAGCAGCGGCGGCGGCGGCAGUAGCGUGGAGGUGGCAGGCAACGGCGCCGGCAGCGGGGAGGCCGGGCAAGCUGCCGGGGUGUCAGGCGAGGCAGCCGCCGCCGCCGCCAUUGAUGACGAGGGCUGGGCCACCUCGUGUCAUCUGUGGCUGUGGGUGCACGCCGCCGCAUUCGGGGAUGUGUGGCGGGCGCUGCAUCAGGCCGCCGCCGCAGCCGCCGCAGCCGCCACCGCCGCAGCCGCCGUCACGGCCUCCCUGCCCGCGGGCGCUGUCGAAGAAGCAGGCGGCGGCGCGGGGGGUGGCGGCAGUAGCGGUGUGGUGAUCACGUCCCGGUGCGCCCACCUCCGGCGGCUGGAGGUAGUGGGCGCCAGGGCGGGGGCGGCGCUGGCGGCCGUGCUACAGCCGGUCGCGUGCGGCCGCGGCAGUAGCAAUAGCAGCAGCAGCAGCAGCAGCAGCGGCGGCAGCAGCCGCAGCGACCUGGGGGCGCGGGUUUGGAGCGGCGUCUGGCGCAGCAGCAGGGGCGCUGGCGGUGGCUGUAGCAGUGCCGCUGGUGGUGGCUGUAGCAGCAGCAACAAUGGCAGUAGCAGCAGCAACACUGGUGCGGGCUCGGGUUGGCGCUGGCCGGCUGGGGCUGUGGUGGGGCUGCAGGCGGCUGACCCCAGAUUGGCGGCGCCGGUGCGGGCAGGCGUUCUGGCCACGUCUCCGUGGACCGCUACUGCCGCUGCUGCUACUGCCGCUGCUGCUACUGCCGCUGCUGCUACUGCCGCUGCUGCUACUGCCGCGGCUGCUGCUACUGCCGCUACUGCUGCUGCAGCCGAGCCUGCAGCCAUGGAAGUGGGGGAGCAGGCGCCCGGCGCUGCCGCUGCUGCUACAGCCUCCCCAGCUGCUGCUGCUGCUGCUACAGCCUCCCCAGCCGCUGCUGCUGCUACAGCCAUGGGCGGCAGGGAGCUGGCACGGCAGCUGGCGGGGUGGCCAGAGGCAGGCGACUGGACCGCCGGGGCCGCGGGGCUGUGGGCCGUGGCGGCGGCGGAGGCGGCGGCAGUGGAUGCGGCCGGAAGCGGCUCCCGGGGGUUAGUGUCGUCGUGGCUGCCGCCGCCGCUGGCGGAGGCGCAGGUGGGCGCGGCCCGCGCCGCCGCGCGACGGCGGCUGCUCGACGCCGGGCUGGGGCUAUUGGCCUGCGGGCACGGCGGCGGCGCGGGCGGCGGCAAUGGCGGUGGCGGCAGCCUUGCGGCUGACGCCGCCGCCACGAGCUGCCCGGUGCUGCUGAUUAAGCGGUGCGCGUACGGCGCGGCGGCAGUGGCAGGCGGGGCGGCGGCGGCGGCGGCGGCGGCGGCUGCGGACGCGGAGGCGGGCUGGUCGGUGGUGCUGCCGGCGCGCUGGGUGAUGCCUUUCUGGCAGGCGCUGGUUUAUCAAGGCGGCCGUGCUGUUGGCCAGCAGGAGUGGCGGGCGCUACACACCCACUGGCGGGCGCCGUACUUCCCGUACGACCACCCGUACACACCCGCCGGCGCCGUACUGGCGGCGGCGCGGCGCGCGGAGCUGGCGGCGGUGGCGGCGGCGCGGCCGCUGGGGCGCGCGCGGCGGCCGGAGGACUGCUCGCCGCUUGCGGACUGGCGCGGGCUGGGGCAGGCGGUGCGGGAGGAAGGGGAGGAGGCGGCGGCGGCGGGGGUGGCGGCGGGGGCGAUGGGCAAAGGCAGUGGCAGCAGGCGGGCGGCGUUGCUGCAGCUGCUGCCGGAGGACGUGCGGGGGCACAGACCCUCGCGGCGGGGGCGGCGGGAGAGCGAGCCGGCGGCGGUGCAGGUGCAGGGUGCAGGAGCAGCGGCGGCGGCCUGCGACAAGCCCGCUAUCGCGGCGCCCUCUGCAGCUGCAGCUGACAUGCACACAUCAGCAGCCUCACCGGCCCCAGCGGCGUCGCCAACGGACGUAGCGGAAGUCGCAACGGCCGCAGCCGCAACGGCGGCGGCGGCGGCUGCAGUGCACGAUGCCGCGGCCGCACUGGGGUCGCUGCCCGUGUCACUGCACUCGCCACACAGCCUGCGCCUGGCUCUGGCACCACACCUGACCCGGCGAGCCGGUGUGCAGCAGCAGCAACAACAGGCGGGCAGCGGCAGUAGCAAGGGCCGCAGCGUUGGCAAUAGCAGCGGCAGUAGCAUCAAGAAGGACCGGCUGUACGGGUGGACACUGAGGAAGGCGCUGCAGCAGGGCCUAAUCCCGCCCACGGCGUUGGCGGCGCCGCCGCUAACUGUUGUGGCCGCUACUGCCGCCGCUGCUACUGCCGCCGCUGCUACUGCCGCCGGGGCGGCCGUAGGCCCGCCGCAGGAGAGGGAGGCGGCGGAGCGGGCCGCUGCUCGGCGCUGCCUUGUGCACGCGUGCGUGCGGGUGGUGGGGCGUGGUGUGUGCGAGGCCGGGGCUGAGCUGCUGGCCCGGCUUCCCACGGCUGACACCGGAAGCGACACGAGUGGAGGCCCGGCAUGUGGGUCUGGAGACGGCAUGGAGGUGGAUGGGGGUGGCAGCAGCGGAGCAGCAGCAUCCGGGCGCGAGGAGGACCAGGAACGAGUGGCGCAAGAGCUGGGGCGCGGGCAAGACCGGACACAGGAGCAGCAGCAGCAACAGGCACACAUAAAGCAUCAGCAACCGCAGCAGCAGCAGCGGCGGCGGCAGGCGCUGGUGCGGGUGGGCUACGUGACGUCGGCGGCGCCGCGCGGCUCGCCGAGCUACCCGGGCGGCGUGGCGGUGUGCGAGGCGGGCUGCCUGGCGCAGGCGUGGGCGGCGCAACUGCUGCUGCUGACGCCGCCGCGAGGCACAGGGCGCGGCGGUGGUGGUUGUGGCGGUGAGGGGCGUGUGCGGGCGCAGGGGUUGCAGCCGCCGCUGGGGCGGGAGCAGGCGGUGGAGGCUUGGCUGCGUGGAGGCAUGGAGGGGAGCAGGGCUACAGCGGUGGUGACGGCAAGAGGUGGUGGUGGUGGCGCAGGGGGCGGUGUGUUGCGGCUGUGGCUCCGCAACCCGGCGUCGACGGCGCUACGCGAUUGUGUUGUGCAGGUGGCGUUUGGCCAUUGCUAGGUCGCCAGUUGUUGCCAACCGGUAGCCGAGGUUAGUGAUGUACACUCACACGCUGGCACACCGCAGCUGGCGCGAGGGCGCCAUAUAGGGUGAUGCACGCCGCGUGUGGCCGUCGUCUGGUCGUCGCCGAAACUCGCCUCGCGGAAAGUACCAGGAUAACCCUAUAGAGUUUCCAUAAAUACCCGGGUGGAAUAUGAAUGGGCCAACACGGACCUUCGCCAUCCCAUCUUUCGCGAUGCCAGGGGAGGGGGCUGUCCCGCGAAUGGCCUUAGUACCGUGGAGGGCACUGUACGCUGUAGUAAAGACGCAUACUUCAAUCCCAGACUAUAC